AUGUUCAACAUCUCUUCGUGUCCAAUCACUUACUACGGGGUCGAGUACAAGUCGCUCCACGACUCCGUGAAGCUGAUCAAGUUCGCGGACGACACCACCCUCAUUGGACUCAUCUCCAACAACGAUGAGUCCGCCUACAGGAGGGAGGUGGACCGGCUGGUGUCCUGGUGCAGUGGUAACAACCUGGAGCUGAACGCCCAGAAGACAGUGGAGAUGAUUGUGGACUUCAGGAAGAGCACUGUCCCCCCGCCCCCACCCUCCGUGAUGGACUCCCCCAUCACCUCUGUGGAGUCCUUCCGUUUCCUGGGCACCACCAUCACCCAGGACCUCAAGUGGGAGCCGACCAUCAGCUCUCUCAUCAAGAAGGCCCAGCAGAGGAUGUACUUCCUGCGGCAGCUCAGGAAAGCCAAGCUGCCUGCACAGAUGUUGGUGCAGUUCUACACGGCCAUCAUCGAGUCCAUCCUCACCUCCUCCAUCACCGUGUGGUUCGCUGGAGCCACAGUCAGGGACAAACAGAGACUACAGCGCAUUGUGCGCUCUGCAGAGGAAGUGAUCGGCCGCAGCCUUCCAUCGCUGCAGGACCUCUGCGUCCCGUGGAAAGAGUACACGUGCACAGUGACCGGAAACACGAUGAUCGACCGCACGGGACAGACUCGGGCCAUUGCCAACUUCUGUCCACAAGUGUUGUUGAAGAACAAAUAUUUGAAUCUGACGGUGUCUUACGCAGCUCGCCGGCUCUCCGACGUCCCACUACUGAACCACGUUGCAUUUGAACUUGACGACAAAGUAAUAGCCAUCAAGAACGCUCUCAUCGAAUUCGACAACACGUCCACGGAAAUAGCUUCGAAGAUGAAUAUAUCUGAGUUGGAAUUCAGUCGUGUUCCAGGAGGAAUUCUCGGCACUAUUGCUAGAGACGAUUUCCACGCUGUGGUGUUUUAUGACGGGACAACUCUGCACAUUCACUACGAGGGUUCUCCUGAACAGGUCGUUGGGCAACACAUGUGCGCUAACAAUUCAGAGCUAAUCACACGAGCCGUCGUCGGCUGUGAUCAGGUGGACAGUGACACUCGAGGAGACUCCAUCGACUGUGGAGCAGCCACUGAGAGGUGUAAGACCAUGUUCCAAAAUGCCUUCACAAACUGCUCGGUGGACCCAAAGCCCUACAUCACCGCUUGUACCAACCUGUUCUGUAACUACACGGACACGGACGACAUGAUGUGCAGAGUUCUGGAGGCCUACGCUCGCCACUGCCACGCUGAAGACUGGAUGAACUCUGUGGGCUGCGCUCCCUCUGGAUGUAUCCAUGAGAAGUGUCUGGACCAUGAGUUCUGUGGGUUGAGUCUUGGGCGUAGGUCCCUGUGUUUGUGUAGAGCCCCGUUUGCUGCCCCCUACAGGAGCAACAACACAUUUGGAGAGGACACCAUGUGCGUUGCCAAAAAGGCCUCUGUGUCUCUAGUGGGAUGUCUGCUAGCGGAACAGAACAUUAACAUGUCCUCUCUCCACCUCAACGAUCCCAACUGCACCGGGACCAUCAACCCCAAAACCAAAGACGUCACAUUUACCUUCAGCGACACCAACCACUGUGCAGCCAAUGUGUCGAUAAAAGGAAACAAAAUCAUUUACUCGAACACCGUCAUGGCUCCUGAAGACAACGGGGAGACCAUCUCUCGAUCAAGUCCAGUGAGCAUCCAGUUCUCGUGCACCUACACCCAGCCGGAGGUCCACACCAUGUCUCUGAAGAUCAAGGACAGAUCUGUGGUGAAAGUGAUCGACGAGGGAGAGUGGACCUACGUCUUCAACAUGACGGCCUUCUCGGAUGAGGGCCUGAGCUCACCUCUGACCAAUGAGUCCAAUCUGCAUCUCGAUGACAUGCUCUGGAUCCAGACCAAAGUCUCUGAGGUGGACGAGCAGCUCAUUUCUCUGGUCAUCGAGGAGUGCUGGGCGACUAAAGAGAACAACGCCACGGCAGCGCAGAAGUACUCCCUCGUCAAGAAUGGCUGUUCUGACGAGGACAGCGUGAAAAUGAAAACUAAUGGAGAGAGCCUGGCCAGUGUCUUCUCCUUCAGAGUUUUCCAGUUUGUGGGCAGUGAAAACGACGUUUACGUACACUGUGAGACCAAACUCUGCAUCAAGGCCGACGGCUGCACUAAGACCUGCACUGGUCCUUGA
Messenger RNA from Knipowitschia caucasica, 2169 nucleotides. Lineage: Eukaryota; Metazoa; Chordata; Actinopteri; Gobiiformes; Gobiidae. The record is from the annotation of a GenBank genome assembly.